Messenger RNA from Phlebotomus papatasi, 1791 nucleotides. Its product is annotated as zinc finger protein OZF-like. The record is from RefSeq and is a predicted model, not a curated record. The coding region runs from base 193 to 1725 and encodes 510 amino acids. Gene Ontology annotation, biological process: regulation of transcription by RNA polymerase II. Gene Ontology annotation, molecular function: RNA polymerase II transcription regulatory region sequence-specific DNA binding; DNA-binding transcription factor activity, RNA polymerase II-specific. Gene Ontology annotation, cellular component: nucleus. Lineage: Eukaryota; Metazoa; Arthropoda; Insecta; Diptera; Psychodidae. The transcript has a single exon.
AUUUUUCAGGUUAGUAAAAAAAUGCCUUAUAGUAAUCGGCAUUUCUUUUGCAUUUUCAUUAUGUUUUUCCGGAAGUUAAAGAUAGUAUUUUGUACAAAGUGGUCUUGGAAAUUGUGUGUAACAUCUCUAUAAACCUAAAACUCCUGGGUUACAGUGUUCUAUUCAUUUUAUAUAGAGCAUAACACAAACUCAAUGGCUUUGGCACUGGAUCCUUUGAUUCCGUGUUGUGUUCUGGAAGAUGCUUUUGAACAAAUUACAUCAAUCCAUGAUUCCCUCUCCAAGCACAGUAAUUCCUUGCCAAAAUGUGAAAUCUGCUGGGAUUAUGAUAAUGAGAUUUCAUCAAUCAAAGCUCAAUUGAUUGUAAUUUUAGGUAGUUUUCCUAGGAGAAUUGUGAAGAUAGAGGAUAUUCCGGAUAUUUCCUCAGAACAAAUCCUAGACAGUCAUUCAAAUGAUGCAAGUAAUCACAAUACUGAGGAUGAAACUGAAGAAGUCAUUGAAAAGGAUGAUUUAGCAGCUCUUCCGGAGACGGUGGCAAUAGAAUUUUCUUCUAAGGAGAAAAUACCAAGAAAAUCUAGAAAACUCGACUUUGAGGGGAAAUCGAAGAAGAACUACAAAUGCGAAACAUGUGGAAGGAUUCUAUCGUGCCAUCAGCGACUUAUGGAUCACAUUCGUAGUCAUUCUGGUGAGAAACCCUUUGAAUGUGCAACGUGUGGGAAGAGUUACUCCACGAAAGAAUACCUCGUUAGGCACUUGAAAGGUCAUAUAAGGACGCCUAAGGUACCUCUACGACAAAAAGGUGCACGAAAGGAGUUCAAGUGCAAAGUUUGUGGGAAAAUUCUGUAUCAGAGAAAGGGAUUGAUUGAGCACAGUCGUAUUCAUACGGGAGAGAAACCAUUCAAAUGCAAUAUUUGUGGGAAAAGCUAUCGCUUCAGUAGUGAAAUUUGUCGUCAUAGGGCCAAGCAUGCCCUAGGAGAGCAGUCCGAUGCCUUCAAAUGUGAAUUUUGUGGGAAGAAUCUGUCGGGAAAGGAACGUUUGGCGGAACAUAAGAGGAUGCAUACGGGAGAUAAACCAGCUCAGUGUGAUAUAUGCGGAAAAAGAUUCCACGGUGAAAUGUCUCUCUACAGUCACCGAAGACUGCAGCACCUUAAGCCGGGUCUAGGUACGGCAAAGACAGAAUACAAAUGCGAAAUUUGCGGGAAAACUCGAGCCAGAAAGACCGGCCUCAUCGAACAUAUGCGUACUCACACCGGCGAGAAACCAUUCAAAUGUGAUAUCUGCGGAAAGAGCUUUACAUUGAAAAAUCAUUGCAUAAAACAUCGGGAGAUUCAUGAGAGGAGUGAAAAGGGUGAUAUGUACAAAUGCGAAUUCUGUGGCAGAAGUAUGUCUGGGCAGGAAAGGCUGACGGAACACAUGAGGAUGCAUACGGGUGAAAAACCCGCUCAAUGUGAUGUUUGUGGGCGUUUUUUCCACGGACGCAUGGCACUGUAUAGUCAUCGGCGUACGCAGCAUUCGUCUGGGGUAAAUCCCUAUCAGAGAAAGCGGUACAAAUGCGAUAUCUGUGGCAAAUUAAUUCUGGAUAGAAAUAGACUUACUGAACACGUUAGAAUUCACACGGGCGAAAAACCCUUCAAAUGCAAUAUGUGUGAGAAGAAUUUUGCAAGAAAAUCCAAAUUGCUGCUGCAUGUAAAGCGAGCCCACAAUACUACGUUCCCGCAAAAUCCAUAAAAGAAAUAAAUUUGAAAAAAUACAAUGUUCAAAUUGAAAAACAAUAAAGAUAUUUACCAUCGAGCA